This is a messenger RNA of Amoebophrya sp. A25, 3532 nucleotides long. The record is from the annotation of a GenBank genome assembly. Lineage: Eukaryota; Dinophyceae; Syndiniales; Amoebophryaceae.
GAAAGCACUCAUCAACAAAGAGAACCCCUCAUAAUUAUACUUUUACACCUUGGUACAGUAAUUACUAAAGGGUAAUACAGUAGAUUCUUCAGCCAGCAGAUAAGUCUUCAAAAAAUACUAAGGAGCAGCUGUUCCUAAUUACGAGAACAGUUUAAUAAUUAACACAGGGACAGCUUCAUCCUCAUCGCAGAAAAUAAUAAGAAAAGUAUUUAAGAUUUUCGUCUAUCCUGAUCCUCAGUUCAAGUCUUCAAAGAUUCAUGAUUCUUCUUAAUCAAAACUCUACUUAGUAGGAAAAUUUAUCCAGCAUCUACAGCAUCUUCUAGAAACGAGCUGCAACUUAGUUUCAAGGUAGUAGACCAAGUCUAGAAGUAGAACUACAGACAUUAUAUUUUUAAUCUAGCACCAGCACCAAGAAAACAGCCAACAAGAUGUCGACUUUUGGAAGCACCUUGAGCAACGGCAACAGCCUUGAUGCCGGGAAGAUUGAGGCGUUGCCCGAUAUGAAGGGCAAAAAUGUCCUCAUCACUGGUGUCUACGGUAUCGGUGGUGCGUUAGCCAUGCUGUGCCUGGAGAAGGUUAUGAAUUGUGGAGGAUGUAGUUCAUAUUCUUAAACGAAGGUGGGACAAUCCCAUUCUUCACGCCGUUCAGUAGGAAGCAGUAGAGACCUUGUUUCUAACCACAAUACAGCGGUUGGCCUAACCACAAUACAGCGGUUGGCUUCACUACUAAAGCAUACAAGAUUCAUUGUGUACUACUAGUUGUUCUAGCGCCGGCCAGCAGGCUCACGAGAGAGGCAAAAGGAAAUUUCUGCUGAUCCGGCGCCUGAGGCGCAGGGCUGAGGCAGGAGCCCAAUCUUCUAAUCUAGUAAUGUUGAUUACAACUAGUUAGUUAUUUCCUUUUCUCUAACCCUCGUGCGGAAAAAGUGAUCGCCGUGGACCGUGAGCAGUCUUCCUUGGACAAGCUGGCCGAUCAUGCGAAUCUGGUGAAAGUGACUGCUGACAUUGGAACGAAGGAAGGACCUAAGACGAUCGCUGCCGCCGCAGGCAACACCCCGAUUCAUUUUGUGAUGCUUGCCGCUGCUUGCCCCAAGAACACAGCAGGCAUGGGAACGAAUCUUACGAGCAUCUCGCGUGAGGACAUGGUACAGAACUUCCGUCUUGACGCGUACACGUUGUUCUCUUUGAAGAAUUCACACGAAUUUAUAGAUACGAAAAUUACUGCUCACUCCACAAUCAAAAACUCUCUCUCUGAAAACAGGAAGAUAUGAUGAACACGGAUGUUUAUGGAAAGCUCUUUGUCUGCCAAGCCAUCGGAGAAAAUCUGAAGAGUGCGGAACCGAAGGCUCGUGUCUUCAAUUUGGGUGGUACUUUUUGAAAUUGUAGUUUUUCAUCCCUCGAUGAUUUUGGAUUUGCUGCAAAAAUAGACUUUUGCUACCGCCCGCAAGAACUCAAUAUAAUUUCAACUCUCGUAAUAUCACACGAAACCUCGUCCAACAGUCUAGUACCUCUGCCACGUUAAAGAAAUUUUGAAACAAGUAGAAGAAACUACAUUUUUCUGUUUUUAUCAACGAACACUCAAUGAAUCACCAUAAUUCACCACAAAUAACACAAAGCCCCGUUUUCCGAUGGACCCAAGCCUGAUGGCACUUACAUGGUUGUGCCCGGAUGGGCUGGAUUUGGCGCGGCGAAGGCUGCCAACAAGUGGAUCCAUGAAGGCAUGAAGGCUGAUAUGAAGGAUUGGGCUUUGUUUGGAUAUGGACAUCCAGGAAUGACCAAGAGUCUGCUCACCGACGAAUUCGCCACCAAGUAUGACAAGGCACAUCCGAUGGCUGCUAUGGUACUUUUAACACAAGUGAAAGAUUAAGAUUCAAAGAACUUUGAAUUUUCGUUCCUACUGCUUACUAGUACUCAGUACACUGUUGAGUUAGGUAGUCAAAGUCAUCUGCUCAAAACAGUAUAACUUAGUACUGACUACAUGAUCGUUCCCACUUUUUUCAACUUCCUUCCAACAGCAUCCAUUCCCCACUACUCGUUGCAACACGCUUCCAACAUCUCCAACCGGCCAACAACAUCACGCAUAGGUCUCCAAGCGUUGGGAAGCGUCCGACUACCAUACCCCCGAAGAGACCGCGACUGUUUUCUACUCGAUUAUGACCAAGACCAGCGAUGAGGAUUAUCAGACUGGAACCUGGAAUGUCGUUCGUUCCUAUACCACGUUCGGCCAGGAGUUAGGCGUCAAGGAAAUCGCGGACGUCAAGGCUGGGAUUGCACUGCCACCUCCCGCUAAGUAAGUCUCCUAUGAUGUUAUUCUUAAUCUUAUUUUUAUUAGAGCGCUUACUAGUAGCAAAAGAGUCUAGUAAAGUUCGACCUACUUCUACUAGGAGAGGACGAACAAGUAGAGUUGUCUAGUUCAUGCGAGGAGAGGAGGUUCAAUCGAGUGCUCACUAGUAUGCUUUAAGUGAGUCAGGAGAAUCUUCUAUGUCUAUCCUGACUAAGAAAGACUGGCUGCUGUUAGCUUAUCCUGAUUGUCUUCACAAAAAGAACAAUUGCGAAUGAAUUUUAGACUUUGAUAGUUGUAUCGAAAAUAAGCUAUAUCUACUUAUGUUGUCGCGAACUCUUUUCUUGAACAUUAUGAUGAACUAUUGUCCAUUAUCGAGUUGUUCAAGUGCGUAGCUAUUUUUAGGCUUGAAAAACCAGAAUAUCAAAUAAAGUGUACUAGUCGAAGUCGAGGAAGUUGCAAGAUCAUGAUGAUUGUACCUGAUGUUUUUUUCUCAAAUCCCUUGUGCGGCGGAAUCUAUCAUUUCUGCGUCAGAACCAUCAAAAAACAUGGUUCGACGCUCCCAGUUUGGGAUUUAACCUUGUUAAUAUUUUCUUUCUUAUAUCUUCGGUUGAUUUUGAGUGGUUGGCAAGAUUCUUUGUUAUAUCUUGCAUAGAAGUGUGCAUAGAAGUGCAUAAUAUUACAUACAGAUAGGUUUUGCGCUCAACAACAUGGGGAGAAGAUGCUCUAUGAUCUAAAUCUAUCAUGAACAAAAUGCCUAUCAGCAUACAUUUCUUUAACGAAAGAUCAAUAUUUUGCAAGAAGAUUUACGGUUAAAUUAUUGGUCAACACACAAAAGCAUCAAAAUCCAUCGAGAGACAAUAUUUCAAUGGUUAUAGUGAGAAGACAGACUCCCACGACUUGUUGUUGAUAUGUAUCUUCUAGUUUGACGAACAAUGUACCUUAACCUUGAUCGAGAUGAUAGCAUGAUCCGACAUUGAUUUAUAAUGCCUGAGGUAGGAUGGAAAAACGGAGCAUAAUACUCCUUCUAUCUCGUCGUCGGAGACAGACCGACGCACCAAAAGAAAAACAAGCGACAAAAUGUGAGGUAGUCUAGUAGUAGUAGAAUGUUUCUAUCAUCAAGAUAAGACUAAAAUAAAGUGAAACUACUACUUGAACUUGGAAGAAAGUGAAACUACUCCCUCAUGGUGAUCGUAAACCGGUCGCAAGAAAUAGCGGCGUUGAUCUUGUAUGUGGCUGUUGUAAUGAUGUCGAU